This is a messenger RNA of Ziziphus jujuba (common jujube), 2488 nucleotides long. RefSeq names its product soluble starch synthase 1, chloroplastic/amyloplastic. Lineage: Eukaryota; Viridiplantae; Streptophyta; Magnoliopsida; Rosales; Rhamnaceae. Gene Ontology annotation, molecular function: alpha-1,4-glucan glucosyltransferase (UDP-glucose donor) activity. Bases 199 to 2178 code for a protein of 659 amino acids. The transcript has 15 exons. The record is from RefSeq and is a predicted model, not a curated record. Gene Ontology annotation, cellular component: chloroplast.
UCUCCUAUAAUAAACCAGUUGUAUUGUACUUUAGUUUUCUCUCCGUCAAUAUAUCUCUCUUAUAAGAUUUCUUUGCACUUUCAACCACAAAUCACGAUGCCUUUCGUCUUAUAUGGGUCACUCAAGUCUCUUUCUAUAAAUUUCUCUCUUAGACUCGUCUAAUAAUUUCUUUGUUUAAUUUCCUACUCUUUCUUUCACAUGGAGUCUCUUAGAAUCAGUGGCCUAAUCCCACCAUGCAACUCUAUCUCAAAUGUAAGACAUUCUAGAAUAUUAUUAUUGAAUUCCAAAGUCAUUGGGCAACAGGGUUUUGCUUCUUUGUGGAGAAGAGGAGGGAGUUGUAGGAGGAGGAUGAGUUUGAGUCUGAGAGCUGGAUCAGUUUCUGGUGGAAAUGAAAGUGCUUUGGGUGGUUUGCAAGAAGAAGAAGAUAAAAAGAAGAAGGAAAAAGGUCUCGUAUUGGGCACUGGGAGGGAUGUCUCUGGCUCUGCUAUUGGCCUUCAUCUAAUUCCUUCAUCUGGUGAAACUCAAGUCAUUGACUCAUCCGGUGAAGAUGCAACCACCGAAACAGUGGAAGAUGCAACUACUGUAACGGAAGAAGAGGCAGAUGACACAGAUGAAAAAGAGGAAGCCCUUGCAAAAGUAACCUACAAUAUUGUCUUUGUUACUUCUGAAGCAGCACCUUAUUCGAAAACGGGUGGCUUGGCUGAUGUUUGUGGUUCAUUGCCUAUAGCACUUGCUGCCCGUGGUCACCGUGUUAUGGUUGUCUCCCCUAGAUAUCUCAAUGGUACAUCUUUGGACAAAAUCUAUGCCAGUGCUGUUGAUUUAGACACCCAUGUCAAGAUAUAUUGCUUCGGAGGAGAGCAAGAGGUUGCCUUCUUCCAUCAGUAUAGGGAGCGUGUUGAUUGGGUGUUUGUGGACCAUCCAUCAUUCCAUAGACCUGGAAAUCCAUAUGGGGAUAUUUAUGGCGCUUUUGGUGAUAACCAGUUUCGGUUCACUUUACUUUGCCAUGCAGCAUGCGAAGCUCCACUGGUGCUUCCAUUAGGAGGGUACACCUAUGGAGAGAAUUCUUUGUUCAUCGUCAAUGACUGGCAUGCAGGGCUUGUGCCAGUGCUUUUGGCAGCCAAGUAUCGUCCAUAUGGAGUUUACAAGGAUGCCCGAAGUAUUCUCGUAAUCCACAACCUUGCACAUCAGGGAGUGGAACCUGCAGCCACAUACAAGAAUUUGGGACUACCUCCACAGUGGUAUGGAGCACUCGAGUGGAUAUUUCCAACAUGGGCAAGGACACAUGCGCUCGACACAGGUGAAGCUGUCAACAUUCUGAAGGGUGCAAUUGUGACUGCCGAUCGAAUACUAACAGUUAGCCAGGGAUACUCCUGGGAGAUUACGACUGGUGAAGGCGGAUAUGGUCUGCACGAGCUACUAAGUAGUAGAAAGAGUGUUCUUAAUGGGAUUACAAAUGGCAUUGAUGUUGCUGAAUGGGAUCCAUCUUCAGAUGAAUACAUUGAUUUCCAUUAUUCUGCUGAUGAUCUUUCUGGAAAGGUUAAGUGCAAGGUUGCUCUGCAGAAGGAAUUAGAUCUUCCUGUUAGGCCUGAUUGCCCAUUGAUUGGCUUCAUUGGGAGAUUAGAUUACCAGAAAGGCAUUGACUUGAUUCGUCUCACGAUGCCAGAGAUCCUGCAAGAUGAUGUACAAUUUGUUAUGCUGGGUUCUGGAGAUCCACAGUACGAGAACUGGAUGAAAGCAACAGAAUCAGCAUAUAGAAAUAAAUUCCGGGGUUGGGGUGGAUUUAAUGUACCAAUUUCUCAUAGGAUAACGGCAGGCUGUGACAUACUGUUGAUGCCCUCGAGAUUCGAGCCCUGUGGGCUAAAUCAAUUAUAUGCAAUGAGAUAUGGAACUGUACCUGUGGUUCAUGCGACUGGAGGACUUAGAGAUACCGUAGAGAAUUUCAAUCCCUAUGCUCAAGGAGGCAGUGGUGAAGGCACAGGGUGGGCUUUUUCUCCACUAACAAAAGAGAGUAUGUUGGGGACGCUAAGAGUUGCUGUUCAGACUUUCAAAGAGCACAAAUCUUCAUGGGAGGGAUUGAUGAAAAGAGGUAUGCAGAAGGAUUUCACAUGGGAAAGCUCAGCAGUAAAGUAUGAGCAAGUCUUUGAAUGGGUGUUUUUGGAUCCACCCUACAUUGGCUGAAGGAAAAGAGAAGAAGAAAAGUUUCAAAAGAAGACAAACUAAACCCCCUCUGGCAUUUUCCAUUGAUGAGUCCAACGAAUUUGGACAACCUUUUUUCAUGGUCUACCAGAUGGGUUGCUGCUGUAUGGAGGAAAGUUCAAUCUCAUUUUUACAUUGGUUAAUACAUAAUAAGUAGUAAGGAAUAUUUUCUUGCUGUAAUUUUGAUCACCUUUUUCAAUCGGAGCGAGUAAAACUUGUUCUGAUAUUGGACAUUAAUUAUAAAUUAGACUAAUUGAUCCAUACAGUAUAAAAAGCUACUACAUAUACAAUA